Messenger RNA from Dovyalis caffra, 897 nucleotides. The record is from the annotation of a GenBank genome assembly. Lineage: Eukaryota; Viridiplantae; Streptophyta; Magnoliopsida; Malpighiales; Salicaceae.
AUGCCCAUAGUAAGGGUGGAUCCAAACCCACGCUUAUUCCCUGAUGGAACAGCCAACAAACAAGCUGGCGGCCUUGUUAGCCUAAAAAAUUUCCUUCUCCGAACUAAUGGAAUUGGUGGUCAAAUUCCACAAGAAAUUGGAAACUGUAAACAUUUGUCUCUUGUAGAUCUAGAUGAGAAUCGUUUUUAUGGACCUAUCCCUUCAUCUUUAGUUCUGAGAAUUGCUGGGAAUUUGCUCGGUGGCAAAAUCCCUGAUGAGAUUGUUCAGCUGAACAAGCUUGCAGUGCUUGACAUCUCGUCUAAUAGAAUUUCUGGAGAGAUACCAGCACAAAUUGGAAAUUUGUCCAAUUUGUAUGUUCUAAACCUGAAAGAUAACAUGCUUUCAGGUGGGGUGCCCGUGGAGAUUAGAGAGCUGUCCAAAUUGGGGUAUCUAGAUCUCUCCAUGAACAUGCUAAGUGGGCCAAUUCCAUAUCAAAUAGGGGGAUGUUCUAGACUUCAACUCUUACGCUUGGGAAAGAAUAACUUGAGUGGGACAAUCCCCCGUCAAAUUGGGAAUCUUAGCUGCACUGCAACCAAUGGAAAAGGUUGGGGAAAUAAGAAAAACAAAUUAGUAAUUUUUGUUGCUUUGAUAUCAAGUGCACUGUUCGUUUCCCUUGGCUUUGUUGGAUUUACUGCAAUUUGCUGCCAUCGGAGGAAGUCCAGAAACAUGUCAACACAUGAAAACAGAUCGAGGAGGGAAAACCCAUUCUUGAUAUGGUGUUUUGAUGGGAGAAUUGUGUAUAAAGUGGAGUGGGAGGAACUGGAAAGGUUUAUAAAGUGGAAAUCCCAGGUGGUCAAGUGUUCGUUGCAAAAAAGCUUAAUGGUUCUCUGGUUCAAGACAGAGAGAUUGAGGCAGUAA